AUGGGAACUCCAAUUGCCCAAGUACUCUAUUGCCUUUCUCAAGAACAACAAACGCCAUCGGAUGUGCGGCAUGAGCUCGAAGCAAUCACAGCGCUUUUGGAAACCCUCACAGAAUCGACAUGUGCACAACUAUUUUCGAGCGGAGUAGCUGCAAAGCUUACCGAAGCACUCACGAAAAGGAGAUUAUGUAGCUUGAAAUGGACGGGAUCUUGCCCAAAUCGUAAAUCAGUUUCGCAAGUGCUGCGAUUAGCUCGGACUCUGUUCCGCGACCGUGGAUGCAUUAAUGUUUUUCACUCGGUCAAAGAACAUCAUAAUUAUGUACAGUUUGCUGGUUACCUCUCUAGAAAUUUCCUCAACUGUGAAACAGAGUAUGCUCAGGCUGCUGGAUUACUUCUCAAUGUCACACAAAAGCUAAUUCAUGAUGCGGAAACAGCAUCGAUGUUUGUUCGGGUACAUUUGGCCAAAUGCAUGUUGCGCUUUCUGAGUUGUCGAGAUAUGUCCAUCCAGCAAGCAGCGCUUGAGAUCCUUGGAAGACUGGCAGAUUGGUCGGCUGUUUGUCGGGUCGAACUCUGUGCUACAACUGCUAUCGACAUAUGUCUACAACUAAUUCCACAGGGAGAUUUGCUAACACAAAAACUAUGCGUAAGCCUGCUCCGAAUUCUGUCUUGUGAGGAACAAGCUCGAGAACAAAUUCGGAUUUAUGAUGGAGUGCCUAUUCUUGUAGGGCUGUUGUCCAUAAAAAAUUCACGUCUACAGUGGCAUGUCGCGUGGUCAUUAGCUCAGCUCGCCGAGGACGCGGAAACAUCAGUCGAGAUCGUCCAGCUUGGUGGAAUCUCACUCGUGCUAGCCGAAUUUGCAACACUAAAACCACCUGCAAAAGCAUUGAAUGACUGGGUAGCAAUGCUUACUGGACUGUGUGCCCUAUUGGCUCAGCUCUGCCAAUGUGAUUCGAACCAACGUCAACUUGUCUCCAACAAUGGAGUUUAUUUGCUCGGAAAAGCGCUUCUCUUGGGUACCGAAGAUGAACGACUGCAAGAAAAUCAAAGUUGGAAGAGUACGCAGGUUAGAACUCUGAAAGCCUACCUAAAACUACUUGACACCUAA
Molecule: messenger RNA, 1104 nt
Organism: Cylicocyclus nassatus
Lineage: Eukaryota; Metazoa; Nematoda; Chromadorea; Rhabditida; Strongylidae
Source: the annotation of a GenBank genome assembly